UCUCUCUCUAUCUCUCCCUCUCUUUUUUCGUUUUUUUCAUUUAUUUCUUCGCGAUAUUAUAAUAUAAUAUUUAGUUUCGAGAAGGAAGUUAGAUAUUUUCUACUUAUUCUUCGUCUCGAUAAGUACAUUUUUUUUAAAAACUGGCCUUGACUAAAUGGAUACCCUUCGAAUAUCUACCACUGCCUGGAUGUUGGCAUUAAUAACAUUACUUUUAGCAGACUUAACAAAAUGUUUUAAUUUGGAAGUGGAGAAUUUUUUCGUCCACAGAGGUGUGAAUGGGAGUAUGUUCGGAUAUUCUGUGGCUGUACAUAUCGACCAGGCAACAAGUUGGUUAUUAGUUGGUGCCCCAAAAGCUCAAACAGCGCAGAAAAAUAUUCAGGAAGCAGGAGGUGUCUUUCGUUGCCGGACCGAUCGUCAGGAAUGUUAUAUAGUUCCCUUUGAUACAGCAGGUAAUUCUUUCAAUAACAAUACUUUGGAGGUUGAGGAAGACAAAUCUGAGGAAUGGUUUGGCGCCAGCUUGGAAACUUCUGGAAAGAAUGGUGUGAUUGUCGCUUGUGCUCCCCGCUACAUGUAUUUCUUUGGAAGAGACAAACGGGAGCCAAUCGGUCGAUGUAUUGUGAAAAAGCCUUCCUCACGGAUGUAUGAAACGUAUGCACCAUGUAAAAAAGGCAAUAAAUGGGGUUUUCACCAGAUUGGACAUUGUCAAGCCGGGAUGUCUGCCUCUUUAACUAAGAAUGGUGUAAAAUUAUUAAUUGGUUCACCUGGAAGUUACUUUUGGCAAGGCCAAAUCCAUGACAUCAAUCUUCGAUCCCACAAAGCAAUUUCUACAAAGGAAGGACCACUAAACAAUGACGAUAUGUAUAUGGGUUAUGCUACUGCUGUUGGUGAAUUUAAUGGUGAUGAUAUCCAAGAUUAUGUGGUUAGUGCUCCCAAGGCAGACAGACAUCAUGGCAAGGUUAUAAUUUACACCCAGGAAUUAAUACAUCUCCAAAGUAUUCUAGGACAACAGUUUGGAGAAUAUUUUGGCUCUGCUAUUGAAGCUGAAGAUCUAAAUGGGGAUAAAUUAGAUGAUAUCAUUGUUGGAGCUCCAAUGCAUUCCAUCUACGAAGAUGUAUCAUUUGAAGUAGGCUGUGUCUACGUCUAUUACCAAUCUUCAAAGCAUACAUUCCACCAAAACAACAAAGACAUCCUUGUAGGCAAAACAAUCAAGGGUAGAUUCGGUUGGGCGUUUGCCAAAUUGAAGGAUAUCAACUUUGAUGGCUACAAUGAUUUUGCCACUUCUGCUCCCUAUGGAGGUAAAGAUGGCAAAGGUGCCGUGUAUAUUUACCAUGGAUCUGUGAAGGGUGUCAAAAUUGAACCUGCCCAGGUGAUUGAUGCCAGCAACUUGAAAAACGGUCUAAGAACAUUUGGAUAUUCUUUAUCAGGUGGCAUGGAUUUAGAUGGAAAUGGCUAUACAGAUCUUUUAGUUGGCUCCUAUGCAGCGGAUAAAACAGCCUUUUUCAGAGCACGUCCUGUAGUUUCUGUCCAAACUGAAUUAAACCUGGAUCCUCAGUUGAUAAAUCUGGAACAGAAAACCUGUCGAUUAUUGAAUGGAAACCCCAGGACCUGCAUGCAAAUACAUACAGAAUUGCGUUACGGUGGAAUAAAUUUACCACCUAAGCUGCGUUUGGAAGUAAAAUGGACCUUAGAUGCCUUGAAUAACAAAACUCACAGAGUUUAUUACUUGGAAGCUGGCAAUGAGAUCUCAAAGACUCAAACAUUCCUUUUAGUAAAAGGUGAAGCCAAAUCUGUCCGACACCAGGCUUAUCUCAAGGAAAAUAUACGAGACAAAUUGACUCCUGUUGGUGUGAGCUUGGAAUAUAGGAUUGUUCAGGCUACAAAACGAAAAAAGCGAGAACUUACCCCAAUCUUGAAUAAAUACACAUCAGAGACGAAAAUCUCAACGAUCCAAAUUCAGAAAGAUUGUGGCCCAGAUAAUAUUUGUAUACCUGAUCUUGUUUUAUAUGUUCCCAGAACAUCAUCACAGCAAAUUAUUGGUAAUCGCAAAAAUUUGGAAAUGCAGAUUAAAGUUGAAAAUCAGAAAGAGGAUGCAUUCGAAACCCAGUUGUUUGUAACUCUGCCACCAGGUGUCACUUAUGUGAAAAUACAAGAUGUGAAAGCUAAAAUCUCAGUUGGUUGCAAAGCCAUCGUUAGUGGGGAUGUGAAUGUUGUUGUAUGUGAUUUGGGCAACCCUUUGAAGAAGAAGCAAAAGGUUUCCUUAACAAUGAAAUUCUCACCAAAACAUGUCAAUGGAUCAAACAAAUUCCUUGAUUUCCAAAUCCAAGUUAACUGUUCCAACAAAGAAGAAAAGCAAGAUAUUCACAAUAAUUUCCAUAAUGUCAGCAUUCCAGUUAAGGCUGCAGCAGAUAUCAUCAUUCUUGGUAAAUCCACUCCGGAUCAGGUAAUUUACAAUUCCAGUCAAGGAGAUGAGAUUCGAGAGAGUUACAUGUACAACAAGACAAUAGCAAAACAUGGUCCGUCUGUGGAGCAUCUCUAUGAGAUGAGAAACAAAGGAGAUAGUGAUGUCUCCAAGAGCAUAUUAACAAUUCAAUGGCCAAGCUAUGACGUGAAGGGAAACCCUUUGCUUGAACUCGUUGGAAUCCCUACUGUCAUUUCUGGAGAAGGGUCCUGUGAAGUGGAAACUACCCCACGCAUCACGCAGAAAAAAUUCCAGCUGUCCAAUACCAGAAAGAGAAGAGAGACAGAGGAAAAAUUCCUAUACACAUUGAACUGUACUGGAAAAUGGUGCAGUAACAUUACUUGUACUUUAGGAUAUUUAAAAAAGGGUGAUAACAUAUUAGUUCAAGUAAGAUCAAAACUAUGGACAAGUACACUAUUAAAGAUGGAAUAUUUAGAUAAACAUCAAAUUCUGUCCAAAGCUAAACUAGUUGUAACAAGUAUUCCUUAUGACCUGAAAUGGGAUCCUUAUGAUUUUCCUUCAGCAACAAAAGAGCUGUACACCCUUGUAAAUCCAGAAAAGUUAGUUCCAAAAAGCCGCUCAAUACCAAUUUGGGUGAUUGCUAUUGCAGUUGCUGCCGGAAUAUUGCUUCUAUUUUUAUUGAUUGUCUUAUUGUGGUGGUGUGGAUUCUUUAAGAGAGUGAAACCAGAAGACAUGCAAGAACUGAAUGGAGACACACGUCAAUGAGAAAACCAAUCGGAAUCUAUGGGGAUUAACAUCUGUAUUAUGCACAGAUAUAUAUAUGUAUUAUAUAUUUAUUACUGUGUUUGUAAAUAUAUACAUAUAUGUGUGUUUAUAUGAAUGAUAA
This is a messenger RNA of Octopus sinensis (East Asian common octopus), 3305 nucleotides long. Its product is annotated as integrin alpha-8. Gene Ontology annotation, molecular function: integrin binding. Bases 155 to 3184 code for a protein of 1009 amino acids. The record is from RefSeq and is a predicted model, not a curated record. Gene Ontology annotation, cellular component: integrin complex; external side of plasma membrane. The transcript has 32 exons. Gene Ontology annotation, biological process: integrin-mediated signaling pathway; cell-cell adhesion; cell-matrix adhesion. Lineage: Eukaryota; Metazoa; Mollusca; Cephalopoda; Octopoda; Octopodidae.